AUGAGAGAUGCAUUCCAGUUUGAAGUACUGCAAACACAGCAUGAAGAAAUUAAACAGAAGCUGAAAGAAAUGCAGGAUGAAAUUCUUACUAAAAAUGGAGAAAUUAAAAUUUUGCGUGACUCAAUGCAGCAGAUGGAAUAUGCUAUGGAGGAACAGAAAAGAUCAUACAUGCUAUUGGAACAGCAAAAAUCUCAGACCUUAAAUGAAAAAGAAAAAGAGUUCUCCAAAAAGGUACUGUCAUUACAGUCAGAGUUGCAGUUCAAAGAUGCAGAAAUGAAUGAAUUAAGAACGCGACUUCAGAACUGUGAAAGAAAUAAACAUGUUGCUCAGACGGUUUUAAUGCCAAGCCCUAAAAAGAAUUUUGCAAUACAAGUGAAAUCAGAAGGAUGUUCUCCACAGCCUGGAAAAAGAUCUUUUCCUACGAAGGAAACCUUCAAUGCUGAAACGUCCACUAGUCCAUCAUGUUCUUCAGGAAACUUGAUUGUCCCGACUACUUCAAUCAAAGAAGACAGUAAGAUAACCCAUCCUGAAGUUUUAUCUGUGAAGCAUGAAGCAGUGGGAAAAAACGGUUCCUACAACUCUGCACCUAAACGAAACACACAAGGUUCUAUCUUACUAAAUGCAUUGAUGAAGCAGCCCAUUGUCCCUGGGUCAUUACUAGGACUCUGCCAUCUUCUUAGCAGUAACUCUGAGCCUCUACCUGGAGCUGUAUUGCAGCCUAACUAUUUGGAUACGAAGUCCACACAACUACCCAGCAGCAGGACAACUCAAGAAGAAUUUGCUCCUUUUGUAUCCCUGCGGGAAGCUCAAAAACUUGCAAUAACAGGAUUGAACUUGAUUGCUAUGGACGAAGGAUUAUCUGAAGGAAGCCCAACAGAAAGCCGGAGAGAGUUCUUGCACCUCACACGCUGCAAGAUCCGAGGCGCCGUGCAUCUCUUGCCCUUGGUAGAACACCAUAUUGGUGCAUACUGUCAAGCGGUACAAUUGGCGGACAAGUCAGUAAAUGGUUCUUGUGGAAACCAUUCAGCUGUUUCUUCCAGAACCAACACAAAUAUGGUGUCAAGUAAGGAGGACUUUAGGUUGUCUCUUGAAGAAACUACAGUUAUAUCACUGGGUAUUCUUUAUUAUUUGGUGUUUUAUAGCUGGGAUGUUGUCCACACAUUGCUAUCUACUGAAGUGGAAAAAAGUUUUGUUGCUGGAGAUGAACAGGUUUCCAAGAUGGACAAAAAUGUGUUGUGUGAUAAUAAAGAAGAUACCAGGACACAAGGAGGGCUGCCUGUAGCUCCACAGGAUGCUCCCAAAAACGAUCGAGCUCAACAUUCUUUGUUUAAAAAGCUGCUUCAGGUUUUAGCUUUUUCUGCUGCAAGAGGCUCCCAGACUGAUAGUAUACUGAACCAAAGCCUAAAAGUUUUAGUGAAAUUAGCUGAAAAUUCAACAAUGGAAUUGCUAAUAAAUUUUCAGCACUUACUGAGUAGCCAGAUACUGCUCCGUUGUCUGUGUCCAGAGACCCCUUUGCCUGCUGUCCUUUUGACUGUGAGACUGUUGUCUGUUAUUGCUCAACACCACAUGUUGGUUGCUCAACUUUGUUCUCAUUCAGACACCUGCCUUCUUCUUGCACUGUACAUGUAUAUUACAUCAAGACCAGAUAAAUCAGCAUCUGAAAUGCUUUGGCUUCAGCUGGAACAAGAGACAGUUAGACUCCUAACAAGGUGUAUGCGGUGUUCCAGUCCAGCGGUUUUAUUACCUGGUACAGACUGCCAAUGUAACCUCGAGGUGGUUAAGGCACUAAUUAUAAUGUUACAUAGAGAGUGGAUGAAGAUUAGAAGACCUGAGAACAGCUUGUGUGCAUAUAAGGAACAAAUUAUUCAGUUUUUGCGGGAUGCUGUUUUACUCUUACACAGCCUAUCUCAGAAAGAUAAACUGUUUCAUGAACACUGUUUGGAAGUUCUCCAUCAAUAUGACCAAGCCAUGCCGGGCAUAAGAGCCAUUCUGAAAAAGACUCAAAAAUUGAGUGCCUGUGAAGAGCUGAUUUUGGAUGAAUUGUAUCCUCCUGAGCCAGAAGCAGAAGACCAAGGAAUGGAUUCCAGCUAGCUAACGUCUAGCAAAGAUCUCUCUCCUUCCUCAUCUAAAUCAUAAUAAUCAUUGCCAGUGUAAAUCUGAAAUAUAAAUUAUCUGUUUUAUUAAGUGAUAAUCUAAAGGUUGCACUGAAAUGCAGCACAACUAAGACACA
This is a messenger RNA of Fulmarus glacialis (Northern fulmar), 2230 nucleotides long. RefSeq names its product ATR interacting protein (gene ATRIP). Bases 1 to 2091 code for a protein of 696 amino acids. NCBI's taxonomy places the organism in Eukaryota, Metazoa, Chordata, Aves, Procellariiformes, Procellariidae. Gene Ontology annotation, biological process: DNA repair; DNA damage checkpoint signaling. The record is from RefSeq and is a predicted model, not a curated record. The transcript is spliced from 12 exons.